AUGCGAAAUACCACUCUCGUUCAUGUCAUCGCAACCUUGCUCACUCUGGUAAACCAUUCCCUUACUUUGAUAACCACCAACUCCCUCCCAUUCAAAAUCACUCAAACCACCACCCAAGAUGACCCAAACUAUCUGGCACCAAUCUUCCCAAUCCUGCCAUUCACUAAAUACAAGCACAAUCCCAUUCUGAGCCCGAACCCCUCCAACAAAUGGGAAUCAGCGUACGUGUACAAUCCAACAGCGAUAGUUCUCAACUCGACCAUCUUCCUGCUCUACCGGGCACAAGACUCGGAGCGUACAUCGUCAGUCGGACUCGCCUGGUCGACUGACGGAUAUAGCUUCACGAGACUCGACGAACCGAUCUUGUAUCCCACGGAGCGAUGGGAGGCUGGCGCUGGAGGCGGCACCGAGGAUCCCAGGAUCGUCCGCGUCAACGGCACGUUCUACCUAACGUAUACAGGCUACGACCUCAACACGCCGCAAUUAUGCAUCGCGACCAGUGAGGACCUGCUGCAUUGGAAGAAGUACCCGCCUGUCUUCCCGGGGUUUGAAGAUAUCGCCAUCAGCGAGCGAGGCGAGCAUAUCGCGAGAGUCAACCAUACCAAGAGCGCUGCAAUCAUCACCGAACCCACGACUGACGGUCUCUACCACAUGUACUUCGGCGACAGCCUAUUCUACCACGCGACAUCGCCAGACCUCCUCCAGUGGACCCCAAAUCCCACCCCGUUCGCGAGGCCCACCUUUCCGUGGGAGAACGGGUUGAUCGAACCAGGCCCAGCCCCGAUUAAGACACGCGAUGGGAGGUGGCUGCUCAUCUACAACGCCAUGACGACCGGCGCGGACGAAUACCGUGCGACGCAAUACUCGGUGGGCCAAAUGCUUCUGGAUCCCUCGAACACGGUCGAACCUCAAGUCCAUUUGUCCGAUGAUUCACUCGACCUUCAGAACCAACGACAUCAUCAACAUCUCCACGACAGUCCACAACACCAACAGCAUCCGCUAUCUUCACCACCACCCCAGCCGCCACGACGACAAAGACCCCUGGCGCGCCUGGAGACGCCGUUCCUCGUGCCGUCGACGCCCGAGGAGGAGCGCGGACAAGUCGACCUCGUGGUGUUUGCCGAGGGGCUGGUGCAGUUCCAGGGCAAGUGGUUUCUGUAUUAUGGACAGGCGGACCAGACGCUUGGGGUCGCUGUGGCGGAUGUGCAGCCUUGA
This is a messenger RNA of Exophiala bonariae, 1215 nucleotides long. RefSeq lists its product as uncharacterized. Lineage: Eukaryota; Fungi; Ascomycota; Eurotiomycetes; Chaetothyriales; Herpotrichiellaceae. Bases 1 to 1215 code for a protein of 404 amino acids. The transcript is spliced from 3 exons. The record is from RefSeq and is a predicted model, not a curated record.